CGCCCGCGGGGUCCCCUCAGCGCCCUGGGCCGGCGCUGCCUGAGGAGCGCCCGCGGGGUCCCCUCAGCGCCCUGGGCCGGCGGCUGCCUGAGGAGCGCCCGCGGGGUCCCCUCAACGCCCCGGGUCGGCGGCUGCCUGAGGAGCGCCCACGGGGUGCUCUCAGCGCCCUGGGCCGGCGCUGCCUGAGGAGCGCCCGCGGGGCGCAGCGUGGGCGCAGAGCCGGGCAGCGCCCUCCGGGGAGACGCCGAAUCGGCCUCCGCAGCCCGGCGCAGGCCACAGACACCGUUCAGCACCUGGGCCGUGAGCCCUGGCCGAGAUGGCCCAGGCUGGCCCGGGGAGGGUCGGGACACGGCCUCGUAGUCUCCAGCCCCAGACGGUGCAGUCGUCGGCCUUUGAGGCUCUGCCUCACGCCGGUGAGGAGCAGAGCUCCGUUGCAGAGGAGCUACCAGAGGCGCCGAUGACAAGCAGCAGCACACAGAAACCUGAUGAAAACAGAAGUAAACGUAAAAAAGAGGUGGAGAAUGAAGCUUCAGAAAAUCCUCAGUUGUCCUCCCAUGACAAAACAGAUUUGGCUUUUUUUGAAGACUCACAGUCCCUUGACAAACAUGAACCACUGGAAAAAGUUUUAAAAGAGAUGAACAAAGAAAUCACAAACUUGUUAUCAAAAUAUGCUCACAUUUUAAGAUUUUUUCAAUUAAGUGAGAGAGCAGCGAUGGAUGCUUCUUAUGUCCAAGAACUUGAUGGAAUCUUAAAAGAAGCAAGGACCAUAGAAAACCACUUAAAACAGAAAAGAGAGGCUCUGAAACAGAGAUUCGCUGUGAUCGCAAAUGCUUUGCAGAGCUGAAUGGAGUUUGUUAGGCUGCAGGAAUGCAGAACAAGACUUGUAGUAUAUUUUAUGUAUUAAAAAGCAAACUGUGA
Molecule: messenger RNA, 918 nt
Organism: Pogoniulus pusillus (Red-fronted tinkerbird)
Lineage: Eukaryota; Metazoa; Chordata; Aves; Piciformes; Lybiidae
Gene: TEX12
Product: testis expressed 12
Exons: 5
Coding region: 317-844 (175 amino acids)
Source: RefSeq, a predicted model, not a curated record